CGUUAUCUGUGGGGCCCCAUAUGGCUGCUCGUAUCCUUGGGGCUGGAGGCUUGACUCUGGGCUGUGCAUGGAGGUGAAACAAAGCUCGGGAGGGAGGAGGCUCGGGACAAUUAGUGGGCAAGGCAAAUGCAGCUCAGGGAGCCAAUAAGGGAAUAUCUGACCCCACCGUUGCACUUGCCCCCUUGCACUUGCCCCCUUCUGUAUUCAUUCUACCACUGGUGGAGAGGUGAAUAAAACUUAAACCAGCUCCCAGCUGUGGAGUUAAAUCUGGCAAGUUUCUGUCUGUGUGUGAGUGUUUGAGCACGGUUUGCUCUGCUGUGGCUGGGAUCAGCCUGUGGAUAGCUCCUGCAUUUCAGCUGCUCCUCUCCUGUGUCUCUCUUCUCCUCUCUUGGACUAGUGCCGCAAGGGCUGGAAACACAUCUGAAGGCUUAUGCUUCUUCACCUCGUCAGCUACCUGCUGCUUCUGAAUGACAUGCUGCACUGAGGCGCAACCGCGUGCCCACCAACGCCUCGCGAGCUCCUUUAGAGCGGUCACUAAGACCUGCGUUCCUUCGUCCUGCGUGUGUGAGAACCGCCGCUGAAGAACCAUGCCGCCUGCCGUGGGGGGACCCGUUGGGUACACCCCGCCCGAGGGUGGGUGGGGCUGGAUGGUCGUGGUUGGGGCCUUCAUCUCCAUCGGCUUCUCCUACUCCUUCCCCAAGUCCAUCACCGUCUUCUUCAAGGAGAUCGAGGUCAUCUUCAACGCCACCAGCUCCCAAGUGUCCUGGAUCUCCUCCAUUAUGUUGGCCGUCAUGUACGCUGGAGGUCCUAUCAGCAGUAUUAUGGUGAAUAAAUAUGGGAGUCGGCCGAUCAUGAUGGCUGGUGGAUGCCUCUCUGGGAUUGGCCUGAUUGCUGCCUCCUUCUGUGACACGGUGGAGGGCUUGUAUUUCUGUGUGGGAGUGAUAGGAGGUCUAGGAUUGGCAUUUAAUCUGAAUCCAGCUCUCACCAUGAUUGGCAAAUACUUCUUCAAAAAGAGGCCCAUUGCCAAUGGCAUUGCCAUGGCUGGUAGCCCAGUUUUCCUCUCAACACUAGCUCCCCUCAACACCUGGUUGUUCGACCAUUUUGGCUGGAGGGGCAGUUUCCUGAUUCUGGGUGGGAUGUUGCUGAACUGCUGUGUGGCCGGCUCCCUGAUGCGGCCCAUUGGGCCCAAACCGCCGCCUCCGGUGACGGCCAGCAACGGCGGAGCCCAAGAGAAGCGCUCAGCGAUCGAGAAGAUCAAUGGCUUCAUCGACCUGACGCUGUUCAAGCACCGUGGCUUCAUCCUGUACCUCACGGGCAAUGUGGUCAUGUUCUUCGGUCUCUUCUCGCCCCUGGUCUUCCUCAGCAACUACGCCAAGAGCCACCACAUCCCUAAGGAGAAGGCCGCCUUCCUCCUGUCCAUCCUGGCCUUUGUGGACAUGGUGGCCCGGCCCACCAUGGGCAUAGUGGCCAACACCAAGUGGGUGCGGCCCAGGGUGCAGUACUUCUUCGCCGCCUCUGUGCUCCUGAAUGGGGUGUGCCACGUGCUGGCGCCCCAGUCGGUUGACUACACAGGCUUCAUCAUCUACGCCAUAUUCUUUGGUUUUGCGUUCGGCUGGCUCAGCUCCAUACUCUUUGAGACGCUCAUGGACCUGGUGGGGGCCCAGCGCUUCUCCAGCGCUGUGGGACUGGUGACCAUCAUAGAGUGUGGGCCUGUGUUGCUUGGGCCUCCCAUGCUAGGGAAAUUAAAUGACAUCUACCACGAUUAUAAGUACACAUACUACAGCUGUGGAAUCAUUCUGAUGAUAGCCAGCGUGGUGCUGUUUGUGGUCAUGGGGAUCAACUACAGGCUGCUGGAUAAGGAGGCAAAAGAGGAGGCCAAGAAAGCCAAACUGGAGGCAGAUUUCAAGGACAAUGGUGCCAGAGAGAGGGGCAGAACGGAUGAGGAUGGCAAAACCGCCGAGGAUGCUGUGUAAUGGCUUCUGACAGCCACACGUGGGACAUUAUUGUGUAAAGCCACCAGAAGAGAUGAAAAUACUCUGCCGUGAAACUUCAGAGCAGCGGCCUUCUUUUGAAUUGAUGAAUUUAUGAGGUUGCUGUGAUUUUGUGCUUCUCUCUUCUUACCUUUACCAUUUCAGUGGCAUUAAAAAGAAUGGAGAAUGUAGGUGGUGUUCAACAGCAGUCAUUUAAGAGAGUAUAGAAAUGCACUUCCUUCUAAGAUAUUACUUCCAAAUAAAAUUGGUAAUUGUACUGAUUGUCUGACACCCCAAAAGUUAACCCACCCCUACGUCAUGCAAUAUGAUGUGAGGUAAAGAAGGUAAAUUAAGUAUAAGAUGUAUUUACUACCUUGUUUGUCAAAGGACAAGGGGCCUCUGGCCUCAUAGCAUAUAAACCUUGUAGAUUUUGAAUUACAAAUUCUACUCUAUUUUGAUAGAACAUCGCCUAAUUCAGUAUUAUGUGUACUGACUGCAUUAAAGUACAACGAAAAACAUUUGAUGUAAGGACAAUACUAAUGUAGCAGUUAUAUGAAUACAGCUGGUUUUCCAUUAUGCCACAUCUCUUGUUACCUUUGUUGAUUCCCACAUUUCUUUAAUCAAAUAUCAUUAUACAUAUCUGAACACACUCUGAUCCUUAUUAACUGUUUGGAGUAAGCAUAGGAAUCACUGAAAGCGGCUAACAUAAAGUGUGGUCCAUACGUAAAUUUGCACAGCAUGUCACAGCGUUAUUGAAGCUUCUAUGUUCCAGUUUCUCAUGCAUUAUUUUCAUUUUCUCCAGUGGUUCAAGAGGGAAGAGUCAAAUAUUGCAAUAUGGAAUGAAUGUAUGCAUAGAUCCCUGUAGCAGCACUGUUUUAUCAACUAUUUUGUCAAGCUCUAUUCAUUUUUAUGAAGUGUGCAGGUCAGGUAAUUUUAUGUCAAAAUUGAUGGUUAAUUUGUCUCAUCAAAUUGUUUCAAUUUGGGUAACUGGUAUUUCCAAAACAAAACUAUAUAUUGUUGCUUAUGCGUUACUAAUUAAGAACAAUGUUAACACAAAACAAUAUUGGCUUUUUUUUUCUCCAAAGAACUUCACCUCCGGUGACUGAUUUUAAUUCUACACAAUCAAUAUCAUAAACAACCUUGACACUGAAAGUACAGGGAUCAAAUUUAAGUUAAUUUAAGUCAUAACUGCACAGGACAAACUACAACUGUAUUGAUCAUAUAUUGGAAAUGAUGCGAGAGAGAAACUAUAGCUGUAGAAACUGUAGGCUAUGAAUAAAGAAAUGUACACUG
This is a messenger RNA of Clupea harengus (Atlantic herring), 3263 nucleotides long. It is a transcript of the gene slc16a1a, whose product is annotated as solute carrier family 16 member 1a. The record is from RefSeq and is a predicted model, not a curated record. Lineage: Eukaryota; Metazoa; Chordata; Actinopteri; Clupeiformes; Clupeidae. Gene Ontology annotation, biological process: plasma membrane lactate transport. Gene Ontology annotation, cellular component: basolateral plasma membrane. Gene Ontology annotation, molecular function: lactate:proton symporter activity.